Molecule: messenger RNA, 2578 nt
Organism: Bacillus rossius redtenbacheri
Lineage: Eukaryota; Metazoa; Arthropoda; Insecta; Phasmatodea; Bacillidae
Exons: 3
Coding region: 1346-2578 (410 amino acids)
Source: RefSeq, a predicted model, not a curated record
GCUCCAGGGAGUAAGAGUAUAAGUCAAAAUAUUGAAUUUUUUUUUUUCGGAUAUUAGUAUUUUUUAAGUAGCCGACUAUGUGUGUCUAAGAGUAUAAGUCUCUACUGUACUUUGUUUCCAGUGUAAUAACGAUUUGAACCUAACAGUCCAAGAGAAAUAAAGUUCAUUAUGUUGGGUGUAAGAGUACAAGUCAACUUAUACUGUUACACCCAAGUCAAAAUUAUGUUGGGUGUAAGAGUACAAGUCAACUUAUACUGUUACACCCAAGUCAAAAUUAUGUUGGUACUGUUGCUUGUUUACUGACUUAUACUAUUGGGAACAACUUCUCCCAGCUGUUGGUUGUGGUUAGAAUUUAACUUAUAAAGUUAUAACAAUAGUAGAAGAUUCUGCGUUAUUUUUCACUAUUCCUCUGAUUUUUACAUUAUAAUGUAUAGUGUGUAGGAGAAAUAAUGUAUAGCAGAGGAAAAAAACUUGUUGAACUUGUAAAAACGAAAAUAGCUAAAGAGAAUACCUCCAGUUUAAAUGCAGGUAAGUGCUAAUUAAAUUUAGUGUGGUACUCCAUUUAUGUCUGUAACUGCAGUAAAAUCUUUUGCAUUAUUACUUUUGUCUUUUAUUUUAUUUCAGAUGUGAUUGAAAAUGUGAAAGACAUACCUGUUGUAACAAACGACCGAAUUGAGGUUAGGGACGAUAUAGAUGAGAAAGGAACUGUGAAUAUCGCGGAAUACUGGUCAGAAAGAAAAACAAACGAGGACGAUCAUGUCUUUGUUCAAGAUACUAGGAACACAAUUUCGAAUGGUAUGGAUGAAGAAAUUUCUAAUGUGACUGAAGAACAACUCGUUAAUGUUGAUGGCACACAGCUACCAAACACCUCAUCAUACAAUUGGGAACUUGAUGAAGUUUUAUUUGAAGUUGUUGUUGAGGACACAGGCCUUGCAAGUAAGUUACAUAGUAUGAGUUGGCAUGUAAGCGUAGAUGUAAAACUAUUAUUAUAUUGUAGUCUUUGGCUUUAUUGUGUGGUUAUACUUACGUCAUUAUUUUUAUGUGUAGGUAAUAAUGAAGAUGGAAGUUUGACAGUGCUCCAACCAAUGGUUAUUGAAGACAUUGCAGAUGCAAAUAACAGAAAUAAAGAAAAUGAACCACAUUAUGAACAGAGUGAAUUUUCCUAUGAUGUUGUUGAUGAGGACAGAGGCCUUGAAAAUACGCGGAACACAUGGGCAGGUAAGAGAGUUGAUACAAAACUAAUCAUUCUUUUAAAAGUCAUUGGCAUUAUUGUGUGCUUGUAGCUAAAAUAAUUGUUUUACUUAUAGGUAAUAAUGGAGAUGGAAGUUUGACAGUGCUCCAUCCAAUGGUUACUGAAGACAUUGCAGAAGUAAAUAUUGAUAAUGGAGAAAUUGAUCCAGAUUAUGAACCGAUAGAAGAGAAAAGCUCAAGUGAAGAUGAUGUUUCCGUUAAUGUUCCUCGCCAGAGGAAGGCUGGUCUCGGAGAAAAAGAAGACAAUACACAAACAAUUGAAGCUGAAGUGAAAAAAUGUAGGUUUUCAAGAGCAAGAAAAAGAGAAAAGUGUGUAAACCGUAACAGAGGGGUGUCAUACACAACUUUAAGCGGUAAAGUUGUCAAAGCUAGAGUAAUGAAACCUCUUAGAGACUGUCGAGCAGAAUGUAGAAAGAGACUUCCUGAAGACAUAAGAGAAAGUAUUUUUAAAGAAUAUUGGUCUCUUGGUAGUAGAGACAGGAGAGUAGCAUAUGUUGCCAGCCUUGUUGAUACUAUGGAAACCAAAACAUCAAGAAAAAGAGCUUACAAUCCUGAUAAAGAGAAAUUUAGAAUGGUUACACAUACGUUUCAUUUUAAGAUAAAUGGGAAAAGAGAAAAAGUUUGUAGGGGAUGUUUUAUGAACACAUUAGAUGAGACACAAAUGUUUGUAACUCUUGCAAUCACCAACAGAAGUACCUCUACAUCUGGUAUCACACAGCAGGACAACAGGGGAAAAACAUCACCUGGUAAUGCAAUUUCUGAUGAACGACUGGAUGAGGUUCGAAGGCAUAUACAAUCAUUCCCUUCUUACGAAUCUCAUUACACGCGAAGAACAAACAACAAGAAGUAUCUUCCUUCUUUUCUGGAUUUGAAUACUAUGUUCUCAUUUUACAAAGAAUCAACUUCUAAUCCUGUGGGGCGUACUGUAUAUACUAGGGAGUUUAAGUCCUUGGGACUAGCCUUUAAAGCACCAAAAGUAGACACUUGUCAUAGGUGUGACACAUUACAAAUGAAAGUGAAGCUAGCGAGUGGUGCAGAAGAAGAAGAUAUAAAACAGGAAAUAUCUGUGCAUCAUGCAGAAGCUGAUAAAGCAUACCUACAGAAAGAUCUCGACAAGAAAACUGCUAAAGAUGAUCCUAGCAAAAGGUGUUUUACGUUCGACUUACAACAAUGUUUGCCCACACCUUUUGUUCAGUCGUCUGUGUCUUUUUACAAAAGACAGCUCUGGACGUAUAAUUUAACUAUGCACGAAACUAGUAAACCAUCUGUUCGUUGUUAUAUGUGGCAUGAAGGCGAAUGUGCUCGUGAUUUGGACCGGAAAGGAUAA